This is a messenger RNA of Catharus ustulatus (Swainson's thrush), 793 nucleotides long. RefSeq names its product CD3e molecule (gene CD3E). The record is from RefSeq and is a predicted model, not a curated record. Gene Ontology annotation, molecular function: transmembrane signaling receptor activity. Gene Ontology annotation, biological process: cell surface receptor signaling pathway; positive thymic T cell selection. The transcript is spliced from 8 exons. Lineage: Eukaryota; Metazoa; Chordata; Aves; Passeriformes; Turdidae. Gene Ontology annotation, cellular component: membrane; alpha-beta T cell receptor complex; external side of plasma membrane. The coding region runs from base 77 to 619 and encodes 180 amino acids.
GUCUGCCUUGGCUGCUCUGGAAAGACCAUGCCAGUCUGAUGUGGUGGAGAGGAGCAGCAGGAGGAGGAACCCGAGGAUGAGGCUGGAGCAGUCCCUGCCCCUCCUGGGGCUCCUGCUGUGUGCAGUUGGCAUCCCAGCUCAGGAGGAUGAAGAACGGGAGGGGGAGUUCCUGGUGGAGAUUUCGGGCACCACGGUGACAAUCACGUGUCCCUUUGAGGACGAGGGGAUCCGAUGGGAGCUGUCUGGGAAAGCAGAUGACACCAGCGAGAGGAAACUCGUUAUAAAGGACCACGACAGCACUCCUGCCAACCUGAGCUGCAGCAGUGGCAGCAAGAAACGCCAGCUGUACCUGAACGCCAGAGUGUGCGCCAACUGCGAGGAGCUGGACGCGCUGACGGUGGCAGGGAUCAUCUGUGCAGACCUCCUCAUCACCCUGGGCGUGCUGAUCCUGGUCUACUACUGCAGCAAAAACAGGAAGGGACGAGCCAGCGCCGCUGGGGACCGGCGGCCACGAGGUCACAAGGCGCAGCGUCCUCCGCCCGUGCCAAACCCGGACUAUGAGCCCAUCCGCAAAGGCCAGCGGGAGGUGUACGCAGGCCUGGAACACAGGGGCUUCUGAAACUCCUGGGGAUGACAGGCUGGAAGCAGCAGCACUGGGGCUAAACGCUUCUGCACAGCUUGUUCCCAGCUCUGCUGAGGCUCUGGCAUUUUGGGACAAGCCACAGGACGGGGAUGCACCGUCCCACCCUGGGGUGUGCUUGGGUUUGCCAUCAGGGAGCAGAAAUGGGCACAU